Lepus europaeus (European hare) is the source of this 2370-nucleotide messenger RNA. Its product is annotated as G patch domain-containing protein 4. Gene Ontology annotation, biological process: regulation of ribosome biogenesis. The coding region runs from base 209 to 1489 and encodes 426 amino acids. Gene Ontology annotation, cellular component: nucleolus. NCBI's taxonomy places the organism in Eukaryota, Metazoa, Chordata, Mammalia, Lagomorpha, Leporidae. The transcript is spliced from 8 exons. Gene Ontology annotation, molecular function: nucleic acid binding. The record is from RefSeq and is a predicted model, not a curated record.
GUCUCUAUGGUCUCGGCAGCCUAGAAAGACCGAAAGGGCACUUCCGGGAAGGUGGCGGCUCACAAGUCAGGGUUCAUGAAAGGGACUCCUUAGAAGAGCAGGGAGGAUGGAUGAGGACUGCGUUGGACACCUUCUCCUUUCCUCUUAAGAGGUGACGUCACCUCUUCUUUGCUGGUGACAGCCUGAGGGACAGAGCCGCUUUGGCACCAUGAGUGUCGCUCCAGAGACCAAGAGUCGUGGGAUGAAGUUUGCUGAAGAGCAGCUGCUGAAGCAUGGAUGGACUCAAGGCAAAGGCCUGGGCCGGAAGGAGAAUGGCAUCACCCAGGCCCUCAGAGUGACGCUGAAGCAGGACACUCAUGGGGUGGGACACGACCCUGCCAAGGAGUUCACAAACCACUGGUGGAAUGAACUCUUCAACAAGACUGCGGCCAACUUGGUAGUGGAAACCGGGCAGGAUGGAGUACAGAUAAGGCGCCUUUCUGAGGAGACUACCCGUGCUAGUCGUCCCAAGCCCAACCUGCUGUAUCAGAAAUUUGUGAAGGUGGCCACGCUGACUUCAGGUGGAGAGAAGCCAGACAAAGACUUGGAGAGCUGUAGUGACGAGGACAACGAGGGGCCCAACCCACCAAGGAUUCUGACUGACGAGAUGCUGCUCCAGGCCUGUGAGGGGCGAACAGCACACAAGGCUGCUCGUCUGGGGAUCACGAUGAAGGCCAAGCUUGCUCGGCUAGAGGCCCAGGAACAGGCCUUCCUGGCUCAACUCAAGGGCCAGAACUCUGGGAGCAAGCUCCCCCAGAAAAAGAAAAAGAAAAAGCAGCCGGAAGAGGAGGAAGAGGCCGCAGCAACGGAAGGUCAUGCAGAUGAGCAGCACCCGGAGCACGCCGACCAGAGCGUCCGGAAGAGCAAAAAGAAAAAGAAAAGACGCCAUCAAGAAGAGGUCUCAGCUGGGAGUGAGGGAGCAGCCGUAGGGGCAGAGGAGGAAGAGGCCGCAGGAGCAAGCGGGCUUGGAGCAGUGCCCAGCAGAGAGCAGACCGACCACAGGAGGAAGAGGAAGAAGAGGCGGCAUCACCAGGAGGAGGACUUGGGGGUCUUGGAUAGUGGAGGAAGAGGUCCAGAGACGGAGGCGGGGGAGAGCGGGGCAGCUGACCCGGGCAGCAGAAGCGCGAGGCGGCAGCUCAGGGACGUGCACUCGGAAGACGGAGAAGCUGAGGAGACCGUCUCGGCAGGUGGGGCUGGGGGAGCAGAGCGCGGGGCAUGCAGGAAUCGCAGACACAGGAAGCAGAAGAAAAGACAGCAUCGAGGGGAAGAGGAGGUGGCCAUGGAGGUAAGGGGUGAAGAGGAGGGUGGCAGGACUGGGGAAGAGGGCAGGGCACACAGCAGCUCAAGCAGCAGAAGCAAGAAGAGGCGGCGGCAGCACCCAGAGGAGGCGCCUGCUAGGACCAGCCCCAACCAGAGAGCCAAGAAGAAGAAACGGAAGAAGAGAGACUGAAUCCUCGUCACAGCAGCGUUCAGCUCUACUCAGUGGCCUUGGACACAGUGGCCUCGGACACUGGGGCCAAUGGCCGUGACUGCAGCCCCUCAAUGAAGACGGUCCCAAGCGGAAACACACUCAGGAACCGCAGUCUGCUGAGCGGAGCAAGCGGGCACCGUCCCCUGCACUGUGCUGACCCAGACAUCACGGACUCGGGCGCCUGCAGGGCAAGGCGGGCUGGGGGCGGGGGCGGGGGCGGGACCUCUCUGCUGAAAACAUCAACUUGCCAGACACGUCCUGGCUUGUGAAUGCUGAUGGAACAGAUUCAGCUCUGGGGGCCACCUUCACCCAGAUGGCCGGCUUCCGACAUUCUACCAAAUGGCUGAAUAAACUUCAGCUCGGGCUCCUAGCCUACGGGUACGUCCAGACUGGCAUCUCCGUUCCCAGCAUGGGAAGGCUCUGAGUACAAAUUAGGAAAUUUCCCUUGGAGGCUUCUGGAGAAAUUGUUACUCUCCUGUGUGCUUGCUGACCUCACCCAGCGCCCUGCUCCCCACACGGUCCAGAACCGCACGUCCAUGAGGGACAGCUCACCUUGCUUGGCACCGACCAGUGAGUUCCCAGGACAUGGCAGUCUCUUGCCUAUCCUGUUUCCCCCCGAGAGAGCACAUCUCCAGGACUGCUCUGGGAGCUCCCGUCACCCACAAAUCUUGCCAGAAGAUUCCAAGGAUGCCACCAUUCUGGGAGAGAGAGGCACUAGGUCUUUAUUGGGACGGCUGCUGCCACAGUCCCUCACUGCAGGCGGUAGACACACUCCGUGUCUGGGUAGGGCGGCAGGUUCAGCUGGUACUUCUUUUCCAGAGCAGGUGGCACAAAACGACCCCCAAGGUAGUGGUAGCGGC